UCCCCGCCUCUCUCCGCUCCCCGCGCCUGUGUGGGCCGGGCCGGGAGGAUGGCCGCGGAGAUGGAGUCGUCGCUGGAGACCAGCUUCUCGUCCAGCUGCGUGGUGUCCGGGGCCUCCGGGCUCCUGCCGCCCGCGCGCUCACGCAUCUUCAAGAUCAUCGUGAUCGGAGACUCCAACGUGGGCAAGACGUGCCUGACCUACCGCUUCUGCGCCGGCCGCUUCCCAGACCGCACCGAGGCCACGAUCGGUGUGGACUUCCGAGAACGGGCGGUGGAGAUCGACGGGGAGCGCAUCAAGAUCCAGCUAUGGGACACGGCAGGACAGGAGCGCUUCCGGAAGAGCAUGGUGCAGCAUUACUAUCGGAAUGUGCAUGCUGUGGUCUUCGUGUAUGACAUGACCAACAUGGCCAGCUUCCACAGCCUGCCCCUGUGGAUCGAGGAGUGCAAACAACACCUACUGGCCAGCGACAUACCCCGGGUCCUCGUCGGAAAUAAAUGUGACUUGGGAAGCGCCAUUCAGGUGCCUACGGACGUGGCACAAAAGUUUGCUGAUACCCACAGUAUGCCUUUGUUUGAAACGUCUGCCAAAAACCCCAAUGACAACGACCACGUGGAAGCGAUAUUUAUGACGUUGGCACAUAAGCUGAAGAGCCACAAGCCCCUCAUGCUUAGCCAGCCCCCCGAGAAUGGAGUUGUCUUGAAGCCCGAAGCAAAGCCGUCUGUGACGUGUUGGUGCUAGGUGAAGGUCUUACAUGGUCUUGUCUGGUCUAAAAGACAUUGGAAGGUGGGCACUGAUAAGUCAUAAGAUUUCAUCUUAAACAGGGGGACCUGGCACUUUGCUGUCUAUCAUCUGCUUACUUUUGUAUUUUGUAGUAAGUUUGUCUGGACAAGUGGAAAGUGAAGAGAGGCUGACUUGUGAGAGUGCGGAGGAGGAGGAGGAGGCUGGAGUGAGCGAGGGGGAACUGCCAGUCACUAACUUCUGUCCAAGGGGUGGACUGACCAAAGACACUGCUUAAUACACACUUAGCUAUCUGUCAGCCAGAUUGAGAGGAAGGGGCUUUGCAUUUCACUGUGGUUUCUAAAAAAUAGAUGCAAAGAAUCUAUGGUUGGGAUUGGCAAAUGUGGGUUUCUGGCAAUCCUUUCUCUCCCCAUCCACUCUGUUUACUAUGGAUGCAGUGCUGGACUAUGUCAGUUUUCGUGUAGUAGCUCCAAGGGCCCACCAACUCUACUUGUGACCCCCCUAUGCACUUCUGUAUUAUCCACUUUUUUUUUGGUGGUGGUAGUACUGGGACUUGAACUCAGGACCUCAUUCCUGCUUAGCAGGUGCUCUAACACUUCAGCUAUGUCCUUGCUCCUUUUUGCUUUACAUUUUCAUUUUUGCCUGGGCUGGCCUCAGACCAAAUGCUUCUCACAUAGCUGAGUGCCACCAUACCUGGAUUAUGUUGUUAAGAUGAGGGUCUCACUAUCUUUGAGAAGACCUGGUUGCCUUGUACUUCAACCAUCAACCUGCUCCCCAAGUAGGUGGAUUAUAGGUAUGAGCCUCUGUGCUCAGCUUCAGUUUUUAUGAUGUAUAUACAUUUUAUAAUCAAACAGACUAUUCCUGUAUAAAUUAGCUACUGAAAAAAUACCUUGUAUUUCCCUCAGUGAUUCAAAGACUGUUUUAAUUCUAACUCCUUAGAAGGCUGUGACCUGAGGGUCAGAGUUCAAAGACACCCUGGGCAGGGAAAGCCCAUUAAACUCUUAUCUACAGUUAACCAGCAAAAAGCGAGAAUUGGAGGUGCGGCUCAAGUGGUAAAGUGCCAG
This is a messenger RNA of Dipodomys spectabilis (banner-tailed kangaroo rat), 1802 nucleotides long. RefSeq names its product RAB33B, member RAS oncogene family (gene Rab33b). Gene Ontology annotation, molecular function: GTPase activity; GTP binding. Gene Ontology annotation, cellular component: endosome; Golgi apparatus. The record is from RefSeq and is a predicted model, not a curated record. Gene Ontology annotation, biological process: Rab protein signal transduction. Bases 49 to 738 code for a protein of 229 amino acids. The transcript has 2 exons. Lineage: Eukaryota; Metazoa; Chordata; Mammalia; Rodentia; Heteromyidae.